Molecule: messenger RNA, 1693 nt
Organism: Colletotrichum navitas
Lineage: Eukaryota; Fungi; Ascomycota; Sordariomycetes; Glomerellales; Glomerellaceae
Product: MGT family glycosyltransferase
Exons: 1
Coding region: 62-1357 (431 amino acids)
Molecular function (GO): UDP-glycosyltransferase activity
Source: RefSeq, a predicted model, not a curated record
CCAAUCGCCAAACCCAGCAGAUCGUCCCAACGCUUGUCCAACCUCACCGCUUAUCAACGCAAUGCACCUCUCAACAUGGGACGGAUCAGCGGCGAUUGCAGCAAAUCGCAAACCUCUGAAAUUUCUCCUCCACUGCUUCUCUGCGACCGGUCAUGUUUUGCCUAUGCAAGCAGUGGCCAGAGAACUGGUUGAGCGCGGGCACGAAGUCGUUUGGACGACCAUAGCACCUCAGGAAGCCCGAGUUGUCGCUUCCGGUGCGAAGUUCUUCCCCGCGGAAGAGGUGAUCAAAGUCGACGCCAACUUGGACGGCGCGGACCCAAAAGACAUGGCCGAGACAGCCGAAAUCAUGUUUGGCGGCCGCGUCACGGCCCAAGUUGCUGACAUCCGGCGCGUGCUCAAAGUAUUCAAACCCGACUUCGUUCUCAACGAUGCGCUACCCCAGGGUGUUGCUGCGCUUUUCGAGCUGGGCGAGAUUCCUCGCUAUGCCACUCUCGGGGUUGUGCCUUUGUAUCUUCCAGACAUCGGACCGGAGCCCAUCGAGCAUGCUGCGCAAUCUGCACUGGGGUUGCUCAUAAGUCAACCACAGCUGUCACUGCCCACGAUCAACUCAGACAGACAAAAGCUCGGACUCCCUGCACUCAAAGUAACGGACACGUUUUCAUACAGUCCAUUUUUGCAUAUCCAGGCGUCCUGUCCUUCUUUAGAAUUUCAGGAGGGCCCCGAGCCUGUGCUCCCGCAGGCGCAGUAUGUCGGGCCAUUGGUCACGCGUGUUGCGGGUGCCAACCUUGGUGUGCCGACGUGGUGGAACGAUGUUGUCAACGCAACCUCUGUCAUUGGGAUCACACAAGGCACCUUUGCCAUGAAUCCCACAUCACUCAUCAUCCCCGCCAUCCAGGCGCUUCAGGGGGACAAGAGACAUCUGUUGGUUGUGCCCUCAAAACAUGCAAACGAAAUCCGAGAAAAGAUUAGUGUCGAAGACAACGUUCGCAUUGCAGAAUGGGUCCCGUACGACAUGUUACUUCCGCGGUGUCGCCUCCUCGUUACAAAUGGAGGCUACGGAAGUGUCACCCAAGCGCUCUCGCAUGGCGUCCCGCUCGUCUGCGCAGGUACUUCCGAAGACAAGAGAGAUACUGCCGCGAGGGUAACAUGGGUUGGCGCGGGCAUCGAUCUCAAAACCGACACACCUUCGGUAAAUCAGGUUCGCGACGCUGUCCAUAGAGUGCUCGAGGAAAAGACUUUCGCAAACAAUGCUGCCAAGGUCGGAAAAGAACUCAACGCCCAGGGGGGUGCGAAGAAAGCGUGCGAUUUGUUGGAAAAAGCCGCGACAGAGCUUGGUGCAGCAACCGCUAGUGCAUGACACAGUUGCAUUCCUGAGCAACGCGAAGGGCGAUGGCGUAGGGGUUUCUUAACUAUAUAGAGUUACAAAUUAACAUCAGCUUCACAUGGAUAACCCUUGUCAUAUAUGGAUGUUUCUGUUGGAACAUCCAUUAAAAAUAUCACAUGAUGGUAUAACAACCCAUGCAUGGGGAAUGCUUUAUCAAAGGGACAAAGAUUAACUAGAUUGGAUAUUCGAACCUCGGGUAUGAUUCAUUGCACGCUCAGUCUGAACUGAUUUACGGCGUAUAAGCCUAGUAUAUAAGGCUCAUACAAUAGUCGAUACUUUGAAGUUAGAAAAGACAUUCACAGUAGGAGC